CAUCUCUGAUAGAAUCUGGACGUCUUACAUGCUCGCAACGUCGUGCGUCUCAGUGCUUCCGAAUCACUGUGGCUACAUCAUCAUUAUCGUUACAUUCGUUCAGUGUCGCAUCCUCCGUUCCACCGCUUCCAUCCUCCAGACGACCCACACCCACUCGAGACGAGCCGUGUUCAGCCUGGUGCCACGCAACCAUCAGACACUUCUGUGGCUCACGACUUCCCCCGCUAUCUCUCUGGGCGCCGCAACGAAGCUAUGGCCAAGAAAAAGACGCUUGUAAUCUCGGGUCCGAUGGAUGCUAAACAUGUUGGGGGUGUGAAUGUUCUAGGCGGUAGCGGUGCCAGUCUUAAUGACUACUUCCACGCCACAGCGAUCGUACCGGAUGAGAGACCUUCACAUACUUUUGUUGCUACUGGGAAGACUGAAGUACCGAGACGGGCAGACACCGUGGGCGGCACACUUCGACGAUCAAGCGUUUCACUGAGCAGGAGUCUCUCCAAACUGAGGCACAACUCUUCCUCGCAUCAUACUGAAACAACACAAGUCAGUGGCAAAAAUAGUGAGAUGGAUAGUCCGUUGGGGAGAUCGGACAGUACAAGCAGGCCUUUAAGAAAGCAGUCGAGCAUAUCACGACUACGACAGAGGGUCGGACUAGACUACGAACUGUACGAUACAGCGCCGAAGUCGAAGUCACCCACUCCCGAACCCCAUUUCUUACCAGAACUGGUAUUCCAAGAUGACCUGCGACUACGAGAUGCCAGGGCCCUAGCGCGUCUUACUACGACCUCUUCCAUCUACUCAACUCCAGAUCCUGGUCCUCCUCAGACAACGAUCGUACGUAAACAAGCGCCUCCCAUAGCGCAGCGACGUCCUUCGCCUCUCGAUAGCCAAACCUCAAAUGCAAGCUUGCAGCCACCUGCAAAACCGAAACGCGCAGAUUCGGGUACCGCGAUUGACUUCAAGCAUAUACCAGUGCAGGAACGACCAAUUCCUUUCAAGGAGAUCAUGGCGAUGCCCACCCUUGAUGAGCGCAUGGCCAUGUACAAGAAGACGCGCGAGUACUGGGCGCAUGCAGAGCAUGGGCUGGUAGAAUGGACAGCACGCGCCGCGGGACCGAAAGCGCCCAGCACACGGUCGUAAAGGCGCAUGUUUCUUUAGUUUCUUCCCUUUGAGUUUGAAUUUUACGUCUCCCAUUCCAUAUGAUACCCCAUUCACGACCGGCCAUUGUAUUCAUAGUUUGUGUUCCACGCUGGUCGCUCUGAUGCGCUUUCGU
Molecule: messenger RNA, 1270 nt
Organism: Alternaria rosae
Lineage: Eukaryota; Fungi; Ascomycota; Dothideomycetes; Pleosporales; Pleosporaceae
Exons: 3
Coding region: 253-1137 (294 amino acids)
Source: RefSeq, a predicted model, not a curated record